Messenger RNA from Dermatophagoides farinae (American house dust mite), 3866 nucleotides. The record is from RefSeq and is a predicted model, not a curated record. Lineage: Eukaryota; Metazoa; Arthropoda; Arachnida; Sarcoptiformes; Pyroglyphidae.
AUGUUUCGUUCAACAUGGAAUUUAUUCACUGAUCGUUUUCAUAGUCCUUAUAUUCCUGAACCAACAUCAACAUUAUCGGAUAGUGGUGGUACUGUCGGUGGUGGUGGUGGUGGUGGUGGCAUUCUUACCACUACUGCAGCCGCUAUCAAUAAUGGUGAUGGUGGUGAUCUUAUUGAAAAAGAUACAGCAACAUCAUCAUUAUUACCGGAAAAUACAACACAACUUAAAUGGGAAAAAUUGUCACCAAGUGAAUUUGAAACCCUACAGGAAUAUAUUCAAUAUUCGAAUAAAAAAGUUACAGAUAUUUUGGAAUGUGAAUUCAAAUCCGAUAUUGGUGCACUUAGUCGUUAUCAUCCUGAAGGAGAUAUCGAUUUGGAAGGCUUUAAAACAUUCAUGAGCAUUUAUUUGGAAAAUGAACUUUCAUUGGAUCUAAUACAGCGGUUAUUUUUAUCGUUUGUAAAAAAACCUGAACAUAAUAAUGAUCAUCAUCAUGAUGAUCGUCAUCAUCAUCAAACAUCAUCAUGGGCAACAACUUCCAUAGAACAACAACAACGUCAAACAAACGAAACAACAACAACAUCACAUCAUCAUCAUCAUUCUUUGAUUAGUGGUGGAAUUUUUUCACAAUCAAAUAGUGCCAUUUCCGGUGCCAUACAUUCAAUUCAGGCAAAAUUUAAUUUUACUAGUUUAGGUGGUAUCGGUGGAAGCAGCAGCAGCGGUGGUGGUGGUGGUGGUGGUGGCUGCGGAAACAUAUCAACAUCAAUAUCGGGACAAAAUCAAAAAAUUAAUUUAAAUACAACGCCUUCGAAUUCGGAUCCCGAAGAAUCCAGAUUACAAUCAUCAGCUAUUUCGACAGCAACACCAAUAACAAUUUCACCGAAUCAAACGAUGAAAAAACAGCAACAACAACAACAUUAUCAACGACAACAACAACAGCAACAACAGCAACAGCAGCAACAACAACAAAAACAAUCACAAAAAAAUAAAACAAGUGGAUCAUUACCUGAAUUAACUCGUGAUUCGAUUGUAUUUCAUGUGAAUAAUAAUAACACUAGUAAUAAUAAUAAUUCAACAACAAAUCGAAAUUCAUUAUCAACAACAACAAAAUAUUGUUCAGGAAUAUUGGCCGAAAAAUUAUAUUCAAUUACAGAACGAUUACAUAAUUUAUCACAUCCAUCAACCAAUGUGAAUCGGAAUAAUAUUAUCGAUUUCCAACAACAGCAACAACAACAACAACAACAACAUCAACAUUUAGAUAUUAUUGGACAAUCAAUACGAUCUCGUGCUGGUAGUGCAUCCGUCCAUCCAGUUACAUUUACUCAUCAUCAUCAACAACAACAACAGAAUCAUCAUCAUUUACGGGAACAAAAAUCAUUUGAAUCAUCACCAAAUCAUAGUCAAAUAUCAAGAAAUUCAUCAAAAAAAUCUAAUAAUUCAUUACUUGUUAAUAUUGCACAAAUUUCAAAACCAAUUUCAAGGAAAACAAGUUCACAUAUCGAUGUCCAUUCAUUAUGGGUACCACUUAAAGAUGUUGUUUGUUAUCUAUCAUUGCUUGAAGCUGGAAGACCAGAAGAUAAAUUGGAAUUCAUUUUUCGUCUUUAUGAUACGGAUGGAAAUGGAUAUCUUGAUAGUAAUGAAAUGGAUUGUAUCGUUGACCAGAUGAUGACAGUGGCCGAAUAUCUUGGCUGGGAUGUUUCAGAAUUAAAGCCCAUUCUUCAAGAAAUGAUGAUCGAAAUUGAUUACGAUGCUGAUGGAACAGUUUCAUUGGAAGAAUGGAAACGUGGUGGACUGACAACCAUUCCGCUUUUAGUUCUUUUGGGACUUGAUUCGCAAAAUGUCAAAGAUGAUGGCAAUCACGUAUGGCGAUUGAAACAUUUCAAUAGGCCUGCCUAUUGUAAUCUUUGUCUCAAUAUGUUGGUUGGCCUUGGUAAAAAAGGUCUAUGCUGUGUUUUUUGCAAAUAUACCGUUCAUGAACGAUGUGUACAACGAGCGCCUGCAUCCUGUAUUAGUACCUAUUCAAAAUCAAAGAAAACAUCUCAGGUAUUUUUACAUCAUUGGACCGAAGGCAAUUGUACGGGAAAAUGUAAUAAAUGUAGAAAACCAGUAAAAUCAUAUAAUGGUAUAACCGGUCUACACUGCCGUUGGUGUCAAAUGACGCUACAUAAUCAUUGUGCUUCCCAAUUACCACCAGAAUGUAAUCUUGGUGUACAUCGUGAUCAUAUAUUGGCACCAGUUUCAAUUGUGCCUAUUGUUUUGGAACGACAACGUAGUGUUAAUAGUGAACGUGGUGGUGGUGGUAGUGAACGAAAUAAACAUCGUACACCAAUAUCUGAAACACAUAGUGUACCAAUCGAAAUGACAAUUUUACCAUUGUUAGCAUCGGAUAAUAAUGCACGUAAUAAACAACAACAGGAGAAUAUGAGUCCCAUUUCAUUUCAAAUCACGCCUUUAUUGGGCCAACAUCCAUUAAUUGUAUUGAUUAAUCCGAAAAGUGGUGGUAGACAAGGAACACGAAUAUUACGUAAAUUCCAAUAUUUAUUGAAUCCACGACAAGUUUAUAAUAUUGCAAUCAAAGGACCAUAUCAAGCAUUAAGUUUUUGUAAAGAAGUAUCAAAUAUUCGUGUAUUAUGUUGUGGUGGUGAUGCUAUACUACCGCUUGGUACUGGUAAUGAUCUAGCACGUUGUUUACGUUGGGGACCUGGAUAUGAUAAUGAAAGCCUGAAUAAAAUAAUGAAAAAAGUUGAAACAUCCAGUACAGUAAUGUUGGAUCGUUGGAAAAUCGAUAUCAGUAGUAAUGAAUCAAGUGGUGAAAAAGGUGAUCCAAUACCUAGUAAUAUAUUUAAUAAUUAUUUCAGUAUCGGUGUGGAUGCAUCGAUUGCAUUUAAAUUUCAUUUGGAACGUGAAAAACAUCCAGAAAAAUUCAAUAGCCGUAUGAAGAAUAAAAUGUGGUAUUUUGAAUUUGCAACAUCAGAAACUUUUUUUGCUACUUGCAAAAAUCUUCAUGAAGAUGUAGAAAUAAUGUGUGAUGGUCUUCAAUUGGACUUGAAAAAUGGCCCUUCAUUACAGGGAAUUGCCGUACUUAAUAUACCAUCCAUUUAUGGUGGCUCUAAUCUUUGGGGUGAAAAUGUCAGAAGAAACAAACAACAACAAUCAACGAAAAGAUCAAAGAUAAAAUCCUAUGGUAUUUAUCACCGAAGAUCCAAUUCAAGCAUAUCUGGUUAUGGUGAAAGUUCGGCCAGUAUCAAUAAAGAUUUAGCCAAUGCUGUACAAGAUAUUGGUGAUAGAAUCAUUGAAGUGAUUGGCCUUGAGAAUUGUAUGCAUAUGGGACAAGUAAAAGCUGGUCUUCGUGCUUCUGGUCGUCGUUUAGCACAAUGUAGCAGUGUUGUGAUAAGAACACGAAAACGUUUUCCAAUGCAAAUCGAUGGUGAACCAUGGCUACAGCCUCCUUGUACUAUACAUAUUACACAUAAAAAUCAAAUGCCAAUGUUAAUGGCAGCAUUGCCUGAACCAAAAUCACGUUUUUCAUUAUCAUUUUUUCGAAAUUAUUGUUGUUGUAGUUCAUAUUCUAGGGAUACAAAUGAUGAUGAUGAUUUGGAAAAAUCAACCCAGUGAUAACAAGAAAACAAAAAAUUAAUUAAACCAAAACAACAACAACAACAACAAUAAUAAUUCAUUCGAUCUCUACCAUUACUCUCGCACAAAUUCAAUUUCCUUUUUUCUUUAAAAAAUUUCUUUAUUAUUGUUGCCGAUGUUUUGUAUUGUACAUAAUAAUCUUGGCGAUUAAUUCUACUGUGUGAUAAAUCUUUGAUUUCACAAUUUUUUCUGUUAUUGUUGUUGUUGUUGUUGUUGUUAUUUUUUUUUUUUUU